AUGUCUCGAUCCAGAUCCCGCUCUUGGGGUCGCUCUCGUUCUCCCGACCGCCGAUCACGGUCGCCUCGCCGCGACUCUCGUCCCCGUUCUGCGAAUGUAGAGCCACUUGUGGUCACCACCAUAACAGUCGGCAACCUGACAAAGAAUGUGAACGAGGGACAUAUCAAGGAGAUCUUUGGUGCCUAUGGAAAGAUCAAGUCAAUCCACUUUCCAAUGAACGCUCGUUACAAUUUCAACAUGGGAUUCGCAGAUGUCGAGUAUGAGACACGUGAGGAGGCACAGCUGGCAUUAGACGGAUGGAACGGAGGACAACUGGAUGGAGAGGUUGUGGAAGUGAUGUUCACCAAAAAGGUUCCCAAACCCGUUCAGCCUGCAAGACCUGUUCGCCCAAGAGUACCACUUUCUCCACCUCGCCGUGGCGGCCGGGCGCGUAGUCCUCCUCGCCGACGCAACGAAGCUACAGCAGAAGUCGCUCACCUCGUGCGAAUGCAGGUAAAGGAGGAGCAGCAGGAGCAGCACCAGUGGCACCAGCUGCAGCAGGAAGUGCUGUUUGAGUCGGUCACGAAGCCCUCUGAGGAAUAUGAGCAGGAGCCGGUCCCCUCGAAGCCGGAGCAGAAGUCCAUUCUCUGA
Messenger RNA from Linnemannia hyalina, 630 nucleotides. The record is from the annotation of a GenBank genome assembly. NCBI's taxonomy places the organism in Eukaryota, Fungi, Mortierellomycota, Mortierellomycetes, Mortierellales, Mortierellaceae.